Oryzias melastigma (Indian medaka) is the source of this 3883-nucleotide messenger RNA. It is a transcript of the gene fkrp, whose product is annotated as fukutin related protein. The transcript has 3 exons. NCBI's taxonomy places the organism in Eukaryota, Metazoa, Chordata, Actinopteri, Beloniformes, Adrianichthyidae. Bases 382 to 1980 code for a protein of 532 amino acids. Gene Ontology annotation, biological process: protein O-linked glycosylation via mannose. The record is from RefSeq and is a predicted model, not a curated record. Gene Ontology annotation, cellular component: Golgi apparatus.
GGAGUUAUACCGGAAAUGCCAAUGCUGCUGGAAAAAAACCCAGACAAGCGUAUGCUAGCGUGAUGCUAAGGUUCAGAGGAGGUAAAUUAAGCCUGGAUUUUUAUUAAAAGUCUUACAAAUAACAAAAUAUUAUUAUCUUAAGUUGGCUACCGACCCAGUCCGGUUUGCUGCUAUUGGAAUGGACCACAAAUGCAGCCGCAGUAUGGUUUCCAAGCCCGGUGUCAUUGGCAGAGCUGUGGAAAACCUUCUGAUAAGCACCGCAGGUUGUGAUCGCACGGUGUUCCGCAUGCUGGAGUGAGGCAGAUGCAUCCAGAUGAAGGGAGUCCACAUGGGGACUUAAAACCAGCAAACUGAAGUUGAUUUCUUGAGUUAUUCGUUGCCAUGCGUAUUAGUUUCUGCCAAGGCCUGCUGACUGCUGCCAUCGUCCUGAACCUCUUGAUACUCUACUAUGUGUCUCGAGCCCAGCAACAGAUGAUGGAGAAGAGGAACGAGCUUGGCCGAGGAUCCAGACGGGCUGUUUUGCCGGCCUCUGGGCUUGGAGGAGGUCUGGUGGUCGCAGGGGGGGCUGGAGGAGAUCGUGUAUUGGUUGGAGUUGAAGGACACGGUCGAAGUGCCCGGGUGACUGUUCUGCUGCGGGAGUUUGAGAACUUUGAAAACUUCGUGGGAGACGUGGCAAAUUCUUUCCUCCAUCAGAGAGCUGAUCUUCCCUUCCUGGCCGUGGCUGACGUGCCUCCGUAUCCUCCUCUGGUGCUUCCUGAAGGCGCUCGGCUGCUCGUUCUCUCCCCUAGCCCGGACCAGCCGCCCCAAGCUCACAGGCCAGAGUUUCAUGUCCAAACAGAGUUUGUGUUCCUGGUCCCUGAUGGAGUGGAGCUGGAACAACCUCGUGUGAUAGAGAGGCUCAUCAGGGAGCUGGAAGGCGAGGGCGGGGGUCCUGUGCGGAUGGUUGCUGCACCUGUGUUGGUCCGGUCAGCCGUGCAGUGCCUCCAUCUGCGAGUGAACCUCAGGGAGUGGACGGCCACCUACUCACCAGCCGCGUCUGGAAGCAGCGGGAGUGUCUGUACCGCAUUACAAGGCGAUGCUGUGGUCCUAAUGCGCACCGAGGAUCUUUUUAACCUCUCUGUCCCCCUGAGUCGCCCUCUUUUUCCAGCACUUUUCAUUCAGACUGCCCUGAGAGGUUGGAAGGUCAAACUCCUGGAAAGCCCCUGUUUUUCAGCAACCCACCGUCCACUUUUCAGCUCUGCGCACAACCAGUGGAAAGCAGACACUCGGAUGAAGGAGGCUACAAACAAGCUCAUGAAGAGUUUUGGUGUAAAGCGCCUCCUGCUGCCUGAUGGGAAGGAGCAGUGGUUUGGCUGUAGUAAAGAAACACCUCGCUGCUUUGGCACUGUGCAGGAUGACACCCCAGACUACCUUUAUUUAGAGCGCUGGACACCCCCCUGCUGCUUGCGAGCGCUCAGAGAAACCACAAAAUACGUUAUUAACAUCCUGGAGAGUUCUGGUGUGCGCUACUGGUUGGAAGGAGGUUCUCUGCUUGGGGCCGUUCGCCAUCAAGACAUUAUCCCGUGGGAUUACGAUGUGGACCUGGGGAUCUAUCUGGAGGAUGUGCCCAACUGUGAUCACCUGAAGAACCUGGAUUCGGGCUCCUUGGUGGAUGCGAACGGUUACGUGUGGGAGCGCGCUGUGGAAGGAGACUUUUACCGAGUCCAGUACAGUGAGGCCAACCACUUACACGUUGACCUGUGGCCUUUCUACCCGCGCAACGGCGUCAUGACCAAAGACACGUGGACGGACCACAAGCAAGACGUGGAGUUCCCAGAACAUUUCCUGCAGCCUCUGGUGCCCAUGCCUUUCGCCGGUAUCACGGCUUUUGGCCCCAACAACCACAAAGCUUUCUUGGAGCUGAAGUUCGGAGAGGGGGUGAUUGAGAACCCUCAGUACCCCAACCCAGGUAAAAAGAGGCUGGACAGAAGCAAGUUAUGAGUAACACUAGAUAUUUGCAUGAACUUUUACUGCUGGACUGUUUGAAAAAAUCUUCUCAUGUUGUUUGUCUUCAAAAGAAAGUUGCUGUUUUGUGUUUUUUUUUUGUGUGUGUGUUUUGUACAAAUAAGCAAAAAUAUUAUUAAAACAUGAUUACUAAAACAAACAAAAAAGACAACAUGCAAUGCCAGGAUGACUGCUGAUACGACAAAAGUCUUUAUUUGCAGAUUAUUUUUAUUUUGUUUUUAAAAUGUUUAAAUGUGUUUUUUUUUGAGAGACUUUUACUGCUGACUUGAAAAAUAUAAGUCCAAACUAAAGUGUAGGUAAAUGUAAAAAUUGUGUUAUUGUAUUAUGUGUGUAAAAAAAGUCUUUAAAGAUGAGAAAUAAGUUAUUCUGAGGUUAUGUUUUACAUUGUAAGCUGACAAAUACAGAAUUGAGUUAAUAAUCUUGUCAUCAGAUAUUUUCAGAUUUGUCAAAUAAUGUUGCCUUCUUUCUAUACUUCCUGUUUUUUUUUUUUUUUAACUGACCAGUUAAUGAAUGUUAUUAUACCAAAAACUGGUUGGUAUUUAGCAGUUCAAUAAACAGAUUUGCAAAAAGAAAGAGGAAAUCUAUUUGUUAAUGUACAACAAGAUAUAAAAAAAGAACAAAUAUUGUGCUACAAUUUGGUGUUUUGUAUUUUAUUUUGUGUCUAUAUGCUAAAAUUGUUUUCAUCUGUCUUAGUUGUAUUUAUCUUUUUAGGUUACAUUUUGUCUUUGGAAUAUAUUUUAGAAUGUAAAAUGUAAUUAUUAUUAUAUUACCAGUAUUCUGAUUUAUUUGUUUCCCAUCUCCUUUCAUAAAGUGUGUCUUAAAACUACGUUUUGUCUUAAAAUUACAUUUUUUUUUUGUCUUUGCAUUAAGUUUUUUGUCUGGUUUUGUUGUCUCUUUGUACCACGCCUCUUUCCUCAUACCUCCAAACAUGUGUGGCGUACACCCUUGGAGUAUGUUCUUACAAAACUCAAAUGUGAUACAAGUUACAGCUCAUGAAAUUGGAAGAACUGCUGUGCUUUGAGCUAAGUAUGUCAAAUUGCACUUGUGCAAUCAAGUUGACAGUUUUUUUAAGUGAGUUUAAGAGUCAAAAAGUCUGAAGAAAAAUGCCUACAGUGGGAAAAAAAUAGGAUUUUUGCUUUUAUUUCUAUUACUGGUUGUAUAACAAGAUUUUUUUUUUUGACUAAAUGUCAAAAAACAAUAAAUUAUAAUUCGUUUUUUAUGUUUGUUGUAACUUGUCAAAUUAGUGUCAAAGUCACCCCUUUUCUGAACACUAGGUGGCACAAUAAACAAAGCUUUACCUCUCCGAAUAAGGCAGGAAGGGCGGGGGAAGCAUAAGAGCCUAUGUGGGUGAAACCGGAAGUUACUCUAAAAAAACCGGAAGUUACCUAUGCUUCCUAUUUUUUUUUCCAAACCAGUUUCACAACUUGACAAAACGUUUCUUUGCAGGGGAAAUACUUGUUUCUCUCUCAUGUUAUUUAGACCAGAACUAUUCCUAGAUAUUAGUUAAAGUUAUUUGUUCACAAAAGUAAGCACAUUAUUAUUUUUUUUGUCAAAUGUUAAUGUGCCUUUCCAUGUACAAAUAAAAUAUGACAAUGUUGCUCUAGCCUAGAGCACUUCUAGGUGGUUUAAGUGCUUGUGUGGUGCACAGUUGAAAGCCCAAAAGACCCAAGAAGCAGAAAGAACUAAAAAUAAGGGAUUUUUAUUGUUUUCACCUAAUGGCUGUACAUUCGGAUUUUCUUCAUUUUUAGAAAAUAAAGCCUCAUUUUAAUAAAUUAAUUGCAGCUACCAUGGGCAACACAAAACAGUUUAAAUGAAGCACACAUUCAUAUGAUGUGAGCCCUCACAGAGGAAUGAUAACCUUACAGUUAAAAAAAAAAAA